GUACGCCAUCAGCCCGCGCCGCGCCGCCGGGUGUUACUCUGCCCCGCCGGCGGGGCGGUCAGCCUCCUGUCACCGCCUGUUCCGGCUAUGGUCCCAUCUGGUGUUCUGUAAGUUGGCAACCUAGGCUCCUGACGCGACCCUGGUCCUGAUGGCGGCGGCGGCGGCCGCGGCAGCCCUGGCUGCGGCCGAUCCCCCUCCCGCAAUGCCGCAGGCGGCAGGGGCCGGAGGGCCCACAACCCGCAGAGACUUCUACUGGCUGCGCUCCUUUCUGGCCGGAGGUAUUGCUGGAUGCUGUGCCAAAACAACAGUUGCUCCAUUGGAUCGAGUAAAGGUUUUAUUACAAGCUCACAAUCACCAUUACAAGCAUUUAGGAGUAUUUUCUGCAUUGCGUGCUGUUCCUCAAAAAGAAGGAUUCCUUGGAUUGUAUAAAGGAAAUGGUGCAAUGAUGAUUCGAAUCUUUCCCUAUGGUGCAAUCCAGUUUAUGGCAUUUGAACAUUAUAAAACGUUAAUUACUACGAAGCUGGGAAUUUCGGGUCAUGUGCACAGAUUAAUGGCUGGAUCCAUGGCAGGUAUGACAGCGGUUAUCUGUACUUACCCUCUUGACAUGGUUAGGGUCCGCCUAGCAUUCCAGGUGAAAGGGGAACACACCUAUACAGGAAUUAUUCAUGCAUUCAAAACAAUUUAUGCAAAGGAAGGUGGUUUCUUUGGAUUUUACAGAGGUCUGAUGCCUACUAUUUUAGGAAUGGCUCCAUAUGCAGGUGUUUCAUUUUUUACUUUUGGUACCUUGAAGAGUGUUGGGCUUUCCCAUGCUCCUACCCUUCUUGGCAGACCUUCAUCAGACAAUCCUAAUGUCUUAGUUUUGAAAACUCACGUAAACUUACUUUGUGGUGGUGUUGCUGGAGCAAUAGCGCAGACAAUAUCCUACCCAUUUGAUGUGACUCGUCGGCGAAUGCAAUUAGGAACUGUUCUGCCAGAAUUUGAAAAGUGCCUUACCAUGCGGGAUACUAUGAAGUAUGUCUAUGGACACCAUGGAAUUCGAAAAGGACUCUAUCGUGGUUUAUCUCUUAAUUACAUUCGCUGUAUUCCCUCUCAAGCAGUGGCUUUUACAACUUACGAACUUAUGAAGCAGUUUUUUCACCUCAACUAAAAAAAAAUUAUGGUUGGUUUUUCGUAAUACAUUCUCAGAGGGAGAAAUGAAACAUUACUAUAAUUGUGGGGGGAGCAUUACUUGAAUGGGGAUAUUUACCCUGUCACAGGAGCCACUGGUAUUUUAGUACUUGAUUAUUUUUUCUUUAGUCACAAAUCAGAAGUGCUUACCAUACUUUUUGAUGCCAAACAUUAUACCUUAGAACACUGAAGAAAAUAUUCCUAAGCUGAUGCUGGCUAAACCGCUUUGAAGUUUUAUUUGGAAGUUGAAUUAGCUUUAAAACGGGGUUCAAGAGGUUGCCAUUAGCUUUGUCAUGCUGUUCAAAGUUUUUAAUUGUUAUCAUGGUUUUUAAAAGACUGACAGUGUUUGUUAUUAUUAAAAUAAGCAGGGUUGGUUAUAUUGCAAUAGAAUAAUGAGAAUUGAAUUUUUAAGUUCUAUAAAACAGCCAGCAUUGACAUUUUAUUUUUGUUAUCUCUCUUCUCACAAUUAUGCUCCACUGGAUAAUAGGAAAAACACUUCUUUCCUUCAUUUUUUAAAUAAAAUUAAUGUUGUAUUUAAAAAGUAGCCAUGUAGAGACACAAAAAUAAAUGAAGAAGCUGGGCAUGGUGGGAUGGGCAUGUGGUCCCAGCUACUCUGGAAGCUGAGGUGAGAGGAUCACUUGAGCCCUGGAAUUCCAUGCCAGCCUAUGCAACAUCAUGAAACCCCGCUUAAUAAAUGAAUGAACGACUAAGUCUUGCUCAAAUGUUAUUACUAGGUACUAUGAGUGACUUAUAUGUGUUUUAAAAUGUCAGUGUGUUUCCCAGAGGCAGAAAUAAAAAUACUGAAUAUCUUUGCUCUUAAAAACAAAGUAGCACUAUAGAUUUGUUUUUGUUAGAUGAUUUGCUCUAUACUAGAAUAUUUAAGUAGACUGUGAAAUAUUUAUUAAUAUAGAUGUGAAUAUCAGAAAAUGUUUCUAAGGUAUUAUGAUGCAUCAACUAGUUCUUCCAUGUAAAAUAAUUUUAGUGCAAUAUGAAGACGUAGAAAUGUAAAAUAUGAUUUGAAUUGUUAUCCUUUAUAUUAAGAAAAUGUUUUAAAAUGUAAGAAUUCCAUUUA
Molecule: messenger RNA, 2239 nt
Organism: Nomascus leucogenys (northern white-cheeked gibbon)
Lineage: Eukaryota; Metazoa; Chordata; Mammalia; Primates; Hylobatidae
Gene: SLC25A16
Product: solute carrier family 25 member 16
Biological process (GO): transmembrane transport
Cellular component (GO): mitochondrial inner membrane
Source: RefSeq, a predicted model, not a curated record